This is a messenger RNA of Coregonus sp. 'balchen', 7416 nucleotides long. The record is from the annotation of a GenBank genome assembly. NCBI's taxonomy places the organism in Eukaryota, Metazoa, Chordata, Actinopteri, Salmoniformes, Salmonidae.
AUGGAUGAUCUGGAGUCGGAACUCAGGGUACCUGGAGAAGAACUGGGCGAAAAUGAGUCUUCAGAUGAUGAUGAAUCAAUCAACAGAAAACGAAUCAAGAAGCCAAACCUACCCCUGGCGCCUCCUAUAUUUAAAGGUAAUUGAUAAAUUACAGUGUGUAGACGAAUAUGUGAACCCUCGAGUAAGCUAAACCAGCUAGUUCAAGGUCCUGCCUACCGAUUGGUGCUACAUACACUAUGUAUACACAAAAGUAUGUGGACACCCCUUCAAAUUAUUGGAUUCGGCUAUUUCAGCCACACCCGUUGCUUACAGGUGUAUAAAAUCGAGUACACAGCCAUGCAAUCUCCAUACACAAACAUUGGCAGUAGAAUGGCCUUACUGAAGAGCUCAGUGAUAUUCAACGUGGCACGGUCAUAGGAUGCCACCCUUUCCAACAAGUCAGUUCGUCAAGUUUCUGCCCUGCUAGGGCUGCCUCAAUUAACUUAAAGUGCUGUUGUUGUGAAGUGGAAACGUCUAGGAGCAACAACGGCUCAGCCGCGAAGUGCGAAGUGGGGUAGGCCACACAAGCUCACAGAGGACCGCCGAGUGCUGAAGCACAUAGCUUGUAAAAAAUCAUCAAUCCUAGGUCGCAACACUCACUACCGAGUUCCAAACUGCCUCUAAAAGCAAUGUCAGCACAAUAACUGUUAGUCGGGCCGAGCAGCCGCACACAAGCCUAAGAUCCCCAUGCUCAAUGCCAAGCGUCGACUGGAGUGGUGUAAAGAUCGCCGCCAUUGGACUCUGGAGCAGUGGAAACGCGUUGUCACAUGUCUCCAUCUGGCAGUCUGACGGAAGAAUCUGGGUUUGGUGGAUGCAAGGAGAACGCUGCCUGCCCGAAUGCAUUGCACCAACUGUAAAGUUGGGUGGUGGAGGAAUAAUAGUCUGGGGCUGUUUUUCAUGGUUUGGGCUAGGACCCUUAGUUCCAGUGAAAGGAAAUCUUAACGCUACAGCUUACAUUGACAUUCUAGACAAUUCUGUGCUUCCAACUUUGUGGCAACAGUUUGGGGAAGGCCCUUUCCUGUUUCAGCAUGAUAAUGCCCCCGUGCACAAAGCGAGGUCCAUACAGAAAUGUGGAAGAACUUGACUGGCUAGCUCAGAGCCCUGACCUCAACCCCAUCAAACACCUUUGGGAUGAAUUGGAAUGCCGACUGCCAGCCUGGACUAAUCGUCCAACAUCAGUGCCCAACCUCACUUAAGCUCUUGUGGCUGAAUGGAAGCAAGUCCCCGCAGCAAUUUUCCAACAUCUAGUGGAAAGCCUUUCCAGAAGAGUGGAGGCUGUUAUAGCAGCAAAGGGUGUACAACUCCAUAUUAAUGCCCAUGAUUUUGGAAUUAGAUGUUUGACGAGCAGGUGUCCACAUACUUUUGGUCACGUAGUGUAUGUCAGUGUCUGAUUAUCGUUUUCAUCUUUACAUAAGAUGCUCUCUUUAGUCUUAUUAAUCAGUAGCUAUGUCUGUUUCAUUACAGAGACACCCCGUGAGACUGGCUUUCACAAGACCACAAGGAACUGCCUCCAACACAUCAGGGAGGUCUUGCUGCACCAUAGAUGGCAGGAUGCCGCAGAGUACAUGGCCAGUUACUCACAGACACUGGAGGAUACCACUGCAAACAUGCCACAACUCUACGCUGAGGUAGGUCUAUCUUUGGACUGACUGAACACUCACAAAGUGUAGCUAAGAAAUACUGUAUAGAUGCUAAGUUUGAUUUCUUCAAACUUUGUCUUUCAGAUAAUUUGGAGGAUAGGCACAGAGAUACUACACCACCAUCCCGAAUCGAAGCUGGAAGACUACAACAGCUUCUAUGAGCGAGUGAAACACUCAGGAGUAAAGCAUUACCUGAAGGUAUGUUCCUUAAUUGACCUCUUGAUCUCUACACUAUCAGCCCUACUAAAGGGCCCUAAGUCGAUAGGUUAAAAAAAAGUAAUAUAGGACAGUCAACACAUCUGUACUUUUUGUUAUGAGCCAUUAUGACAUCUUCAAAAACAAACAAAGGGAUGGAAUGUCUUUACAAUCGAAAUGUAUAUCAACGUGCUUUGAGGAAGUGUUUUGUCCUGAAGGUCUGUCUGGAGCACUCGUUCCACCUCCUGGUCAACGGGCAGUUUGAGGAUGCCAAGCGUCAGCUGUCCAUCGCUGAGAGCUGGAGGUACGGCAAGCAGUCAGCCGGUCAGUCCCAGAGGAUUAAGCUGAUCCAGGCCUACAGUGGCUUCCUGGAUUACUUCAUCUGGAGUGACAAGAAAGCCACUGUAUCCAGCACAGGUAAGAGGACACCUGGCAACCACCAAGCGACCAUUAUUCAUUGGUUUCAAUGACAUUGGGAUAGUAGAAAUCCUUAUGUUGUUACAUCCCCAUCUACCGGCCAGGUAAUGUAACUGCGCCUUUAGGGACAUCAUUCCAAAGCAUUUCAAAAAGCAUGGUCAAAUAAAAGGUAACCAUAACCUGUGCUUGUGCUUUGGCUUAAAAUGGACGUUUGACAUUUUUAGAUGAGUAUGAUGCAGCAGUUAACCAAGAAAUGCAUAGCUACUUCCGACAAUCCUCUGUGAACCUGAAGGAGAUCAUGAAGCUUCCUGGCGUCUGGGAUCCUUUUGUUCUGAGUUACAUUGAUGUAAGUACUGGUUCGUGUUUAGUACGCAUGAAACAGGAGAACAUUUUCCAAACCGAAUUACUUGAAUUUGUCCAAUAAAAAACACUUGUUUUCAUUUUUCAGUUUCAAAAUGGUUUGCUACAAUUUGCCCUACUAAACAUGGCCCCUGGCAUCCCCUUUUUCCAUAAUUGUAUUACUUUUCCAUCAUUUAACUACUUUCCCUUAUCAGACAACCUAUGAUGAUUUAAUGUUUUGACUUGCGUGUGCCAAUGGCAGAUGCUGGAAUUCUACAACGAUCACGAGGGAGCUGUGACGGUUCUGAAUGACUAUGCCUAUGACAACAGUUUCCCCCCCAACCCCAAUGCCCAUGUCUACCUAUACCGGUACAUGAAGAAACACAACCAACCCAUUGAAGAAACUUCUCAAAGUGCUGAAGGUAGGACUGAGGCCAAUGUUGGUGUUCUUAACAGGGACGUCUAGCUGAAAUGCUGGGCACUGGCUUCUGUUUGUUUAAACCUUAAUUUUUAUUAAAUGAAAGAAUCUUCCAAGUUUUUUUUCUGUGGUGUUUCCUUUCCUUUUACAAUAUAGAGUAUUCUAGGCAAGGCAGAUGUUUGUUAAUGUCAUUGUUAAAGUGCAGUAAAAAACUAGAUUUUCCUGUGUUUUACAGUGAGGGGAAAAAAGUAUUUGAUCCCCUGCUGAUUUUGUACGUUUGCCCACUGAUGAAGAAAUGAUCAGUCUAUAAUUUUAAUGGUAGGUUUAUUUGAACAGUGAGAGACAGAAUAACAACAAAAACUUCCAGAAAAACGCAUGUAAAAAAUGUUAUAAAUUGAUUAGCAUUUUAAUGAGGGAAAUAAGUAUUUGACCCCUCUCAAUCAGAAAGAUUUCUGGCUCCCAGGUGUCUUUUAUACAGGUAACGAGCUGAGAUUAGGAGCACACUCUUAAAGGGAGUGCUCCAAAUCUCAGCUUGUUACCUCUAUAAAAGACACCUGUCCACAGAAGCAAUCAAUCAAUCAGAUUCCAAACUCUCCACCAUGGCCAAGACCAAAGAGCUCUCCAAGGAUGUCAGGGACAAGAUUGUAGACCUACACAAGGCUGGAAUGGGCUACAAGACCAUCGCCAAGCAGCUUUGUGAGAAGGUGACAACAGUUGGUGUGAUUAUUCGCAAAUGGAAGAAACACAAAAUAACUGUCAAUCUCCCUCGGCCUGAGGCUCCAUGCAAGAUCUCACCUCGUGGAGUUGCAAUGAUCAUGAGAACGGUGAGGAAUCAGCCCAGAACUACACGGGAGGAUCUUGUCAAUGAUCUCAAGGCAGCUGGGACCAUAGUCACCAAGAAAACAAUUGGUAACACACUACGCCGUGAAGGACUGAAAUCCUGCCCCGCCCGCAAGGUCCCCAUGCUCAAGAAAGCACAUAUACAGGCCCGUCUGAAGUUUGCCAAUGAACAUCUGAAUGAUUCAGAGGAGAACUGGGUGAAAUUGUUGUGGUCAGAUGAGACCAAAAUCGAGCUCUUUGGCCUCAACUCGCCGUGUUUGGAGGAGGAGGAAGGCUGCCUAUGACCCCAAGAACACCAUCCCCACCGUCAAACAUGGAGGUGGAAACAUUAUGCUUUGGGAGUGUUUUUCUGCUAAGAGAACAGGACAACUUCAGCGCAUCAAAGGGACGAUGGACGGGGCCAUGUACCGUCAAAUCUUGGGUGAGACCCUCCUUCCCUCAGCCAGGGCAUUGAAAAUGGGUCGUGGAUGGGUAUUCCAGAAUGACAAUGACCCAAAACACACGGCCAAGGCAACAAAGGAGUGGCUCAAGAAGAAGCACAUUAAGGUCCUGGAGUGGCCUAGCCAGUCUCCAGACCUUAAUCCCAUAGAAAAUAUGUGGAGGGAGCUGAAGGUUCGAGUUACCAAACGUCAGCCUUGAAACCUUAAUGACUUGGAGAAGAUCUGCAAAGAGGAGUGGGAGAAAAUCCCUCCUGAGAUGUGUGCAAACCUGGUGGCCAACUACAAGAAACGUCUGACCUCUGUGAUUGCCAACAAGGGUUUUGCCACCAAGUACUAAGUCAUGUUUUGCAGAGGGGUCAAAUACUUAUUUCCCUCAUUAAAAUGCAAAUCAAUUUAUAACAUUUUUGACAUGCGUUUUUCUGGAUUUUUUUUUUGUUAUUCUGUCUCUCACUGUUCAAAUAAACCUACCAUUAAAAUGAUAGACUGAUCAUGUCUUUGUCAGUGGGCAAACGUACAAAAUCACCAGGGGAUCAAAUACUUUUUUCCUUCACUGUAUAUAUAUUUCUACAGGUUUGAAUAAUACUGUGAAAAUGAUGAUAACGCCCUUUUAGUGGAUGAGUUGUUUGACGAGACCGCCUGAAAUGUCUGCCUGUUUUGGUGGGGUGGAGUUUUGGACUUCCUGGUGGUAAAUUAGUUAAUAGACCAAUAAGAGAGUUCCAAACGUCUCUGCUAAUAACAGCUCGUUUUCGGUUUUCCCCUCCCCGCUCAGACCACUCCCAGACAGUCCUAGCAAAAUUCUUGCUUGAGAAAUGGCUCUUUGCUAAGAAGCAAUUUCUGUUUCUUUUUGACCAUUUUAUUUUAAAACAAUCACAGUAAGGUACUUAAUUGUGACCAAGAAAUCUCUAGGCUACAGUUAGUCCUGCGCUCUGCCUCUCAAUAGAGACAGUACUGUUUAAUUAGUCCAUGUUUUCCAUUACAUUUGCCUUAGAUCCUGCAUACAUUGGUCCCAAGUCAUGAGAUGAUGCCGGAAUACUGUUCUCUUCUGCUACAAUCGGGUAUGUGAAUAUAAGAUCCUGCAUACAUUGGUCCCAAGUCAUGAGUUGAUGCCGGAAUACUGUUCUCUUCUGCUACAAUCAUAACAUUAUAUUGGCUUCUAGUGCCUUAAAGGCACACUAGGGUGUAAAAUGAGGAAAACAAGCCAUUUUAAAGUCUAUCUUGAUGUUUUGGUCAGUUUUCAAUGUUGUCGGGUGUGUUUCUGUCCUCUCAGUGGCUUUUACACAUUAAGAUGAAUGUGUUUGGUGGAUGUGCUCUUCACAUUGACGUUGGUCCUUUUGAAGGUGUUCAUAGUAAAGGGUGAGUAUUUUUUUUUCAGAGAAAGAGGGUGAUCUUCAGAAGGCUCUAGGUGUGGUUCUGGAUCUCCUGGACUAUUCCAGUUGGAGGAGCAGCUUGGAUGUCUGGAACCAUUUGAGGAACAUCAUCAAGAGACUGAGGAUGAAGUAAGGAUGGCUGCAUGAAUCCACACUACUCUCUCUCUCAAAAGGAUGACUUUGAAAAUGCAUUCCCUUCGAAUAAAUGUAAUGUCGGCAUACAUUGCUUAUCUCUUCUCAUGGCUAAUUGUCAAGCCCUUAUAUCAUGCUUAAUUUGUGCCAAUUCCACUGGUUUAUUUUUUCCUUUAGAAAACAAUGGGGGAAGAGUUUUGCAGAGGAGAUGGUGAACAGAAAGGACUGGUGGCUAGCAAUACACUUCUCAACAUUCCAGGCCAGGAAAGAUUUGGCAGAGAAUAGAGAGCUACUGGAAGUGAAGAGCUUUGUGGUUGAAGCCUUUUGUCCUCGCUGUAAGUGAAGCUACCAAGUAACACCUUUAUUUUCUUUCUUUCAGUUGUGUGAGAUUAAGAGAUGUCCCCACUUAUUGUCAGUAUUUGCAGCCUUGGCACUAUGUGGCAAAAAAUACAAUUAGUUUAAGAAUACGUUUACUUCCUUGAACCACAGUGCUUGGCUGUCCUUAGCUCUAGUUUUUCCUGGUUCUGAUAGUGGAAAAGUGGCAGUAUGACAUCUUAUGUAGGCUAACCCAUUGUCUCUUUUGCCAGAUACUUCCAUGUACCACCGUGUUGGUAAGGAAGCCCGAAAAGGAGUAACUUCUGAGGCUCAGAAGGCUAAGAGGGCAAAGAAAAGGAUAAGGAAUCCUAGACAGCUAAGAAAUAUAAGAAGGCUCAGAAGAGAAAGUGGACAACAAAGCCAAGACUGACCUUAAGAAAGCUCCAAGAAUGCCACCGGCACAGUGGCGAGAACAAACAUUUUGAAAAUGUGUGAAGUGCUUCCACCAUUGCCAGAUCAUGGCAGACAUGUCCUCCUCAUACAGUCAUCAGGUCAGACUCUCUCCCCUUCCAUGACAGUUGCUCCAACUACAUUAUUUUUCUUAUCUAGAAUGUUCUUGGUUAUCUGCAGACAGUAGUUGCAGCCAGAUGACCAUUCCCCCCCCUUCAAGAAGAGGCAGGCCUCUCAUUGCAUUGCAAUGCUUUACAUGUCAAGUUCUGUGAUUGUCCACCAGGGAGCACUCACGCUAUGCCUAUGUUUUGAGUUGCUCUGUGUGCUGCUGCUGCUCCAUCUUAUAAGAAGCAGAAAUUGAAAGCUGUGUUCACUGUGGUAGUUGGUAGGGAAAAGGGAGUCUGGGCGUGCUACAGUAUUAUGUCUAGGUAAUAAGCUCUGAGGCAGGUGUGGCCUCAACUGAACUUCCGCUGAUACAUGGAGAACCCAGCUGCAUUUAGGCGGCGGCGACAUGUUGGAAUUGCUAAAGCAUUUGGGGACGCCAAAGAGCAGCAUCAUGACAACAGACGCAAAGGACAGUGCAGUGAUACGGAGAAAAAAAAACUACAUUUUUAUAAACUGCUGUGGCGAUUCUUCAGUCACGUUCACGUGACACGACAGACACCCUCAGUUUGGUGGUCCAAUAAAACCUUUGCUCUGCGGUCCUCUGUCUCUGUGUGAUGACAUCACAUGAGUGAUAUCCCUGGUUGGAAGCAGCCUUGGGUCCCUGAGGUAAAAUGGAGGGAGGGAGAACACACAGCCUUGGCUCCUUCCACACCUAUCCA